AUGUUUGUAUCGCCAUUGCCUCGAGAUUCGGACAUCCCUUCCGUCACACCCACCGGGCAAACGGUGCUUGUAGCUAAUGCGCCGGACUCUCCGCAGCGCGAAGCUGAACAACGCCGAAGUUUCAAGAAGUAUCCUGGGGGGAAACUCUGUGGAAAAGCCACUCUCGGUGAAAAUACAGGAAACCAGUGGCGUAAAGGAGCCAGCGUGUCUUCAGUGCAACGACUAGGAUCAGUUGAUCCUGAAAACGGGGACGUGAACCUCACUGCCAGUUUAGAGACUUUUAUUGCGGGCGUCCAAGGGCAGCAGACAAAGACUCAUCCGGUCUCCGUAAUACCCCAUAAUUCCCCAUUCGAAAACGGAAGCGGAAUAGGAGAAAUACGCAUAGAUUCUGCGAAUAACUUGCACGGUAGCAGAGAGGGCGAGACUCGUGAAGGACGCGCUGGCAGUACCAUGGAUGACUACGGGCGCUCUAGCUACGCGCAGUCUGCACUUGGCUCUGUCUUCCCAGAGGCUUACGCAAAACCUUAUUCUGUAACGGGGGGAGGUGGACCUUCAGCAAUGCCAGCCUCUAGUUCGUACCAGGUAGUGCUUUCGGACGGCACUUCCUACCCGUCUGCAGUGUUUCCUGCUGCCAGCGGACGGGACGCUGCACGGAGCUCGUUUCCUCAGGCUGCAACACCCCAGAACUAUUCCUCUCCUGCUCAUGUUGCCGCAGAGAUCCCAUCAUUUCCCUACACAGAAACAAUUCACUACGCGGAGCCAGCAGCGACUGUGUCCCCAGUAGCUGGUGGAACAACGAACUACUACACGUCCUAUUACCGCCGUCAGUUCCCCGCCUCACCAAUUGUGGCAGACUCUGCAAUGGUAGGAGACGAUGGCGUGCCCGCGGUCUCUUUGCCUCACGAGAAAUACCGUAUGAGGGACCCUGCCCAUGCAACUUCGGAUCAGAAAUUUCCAAGUGAUGAGCAAGCUGAGCGCUUCACUAUUACCAGCUUAACCGAGCCAAUGUUGUUGGUGGAUGGAGUCAUGGGUCUCCCGCUUAGAGGACAGGCUCCCUCAGAUCGUGGAACAUCCCUUCUGAGCAAUCCACUUGCUCACGGAAGGGACAGUAGGCAUUUUACGGCAAAGAAAAAGCUGCUGCCUCGGCCCAUGCAGCUCAUCCACGUGAAUCGAUGGGACGGCAAGGAAGUCCUAACUGUUGACGAAGGGGCACGCCGGUGGCUGUCGGAACUUACGACGAGAUCCGUCGCCGUUAUUUCUAUAUGCGGGGAGCUUCAGACUGGAAAGUCUGGACUUGCAAACCUUCUGCUGGACGACGACGUGAUGUCCAGUACGGUUGGCUUCGCCGUCGGAUCAUCUACGGCAGCUCCAGCGAUGCAUAAAGGUUCACGCUUUGUGCAGCGAGCCGAAUCUGAUGGCAAGACUGAAGGAGUUUGGGUAUCGGCUAUCGAGGCGGAGGGCGACAAAGACAAUUUGGUGUACCUCGUCCUUGACUUUGAAGGAAUCGGGAGCAGGAGGAAAACUGUGGAGCACGAUCAACGUUUAUUCACCCUUGCUCUGCUUGUUUCCCACUUUCUGGUGUUUGUUACAAGGGGAGCUGUAGACAGCGACACCCUUUUCAGCCUGGCCUCAGCGUCAGCGUGGACGCAACGCUUGCGAGUGACCCAUGUAGGAGGCGUAGAUAGGCCAGACCAGAAACCGCCAACUCCAACUCAUGUUGGUCCACCCACAUCUCCCAGUCCAAAAGGCAAGGCGGAUGCAGCGCCUGUGGCUUCGAAGCCGGUUUCUCAUUCUCCGAACAACUGGAGGGCCCCUGCGUUGUUGUGGGUGAUCCAAGACUUUAACAUGUCCAUGGUAGAUGAACAACAAAACCCUUUAACAGCCGGUGAUUAUCUGGAAGCUCUGCUGAGCCUUACUCUCAGUAGGGACACUCAGAACCUCAGCAAGUUGGCUCAAGGGUUGGAGAAUUCUCAGAUUCGUAUGGCACGCCAGGAGGUAUCGGAUCUGUUCGAUGAUCGUGACUGUGUCACUCUGCCAUCCCCACUUGGCCAAUAUGUACCGUACCAGCAGCAGGCAUCCUCCGGCCAGACUCAAGGAAGGGCUCUGGAGGCAGUCAGCGUCUCUGAAUUUGUACCUCUUUACCAACGACGUCUUGCUCAGCUGCGCUCUCGCGUCUUUCGCGAUUGCAAAGGGAGGGCUAUGGAUGGAAUUGCACUGACAGGCAUCUCACUUACAAGAAUCCUGGAGAAACUCGUCGAAGGAAUUAAUGCUGGGGAGGUUCCAGAGAGUGUUCGUCUCCUGGGUUCCAUUCAGCAUGACGAAUGCAGGCGUUGGAAGCAAGUGUGCGAAGACGCAUUUACAAAAGAGCUUCGAGACACAUUCCAAGCAAAACUACCGGUGCCGACAAAAGAAUUGCAAGACGGAGCAGAACAGUUGCAACGCAAGUAUUCGGAGCAUUUCAAGAUCCACGCAAUCGGCGAUGAUGAGAUUCUUCGUCACUACAAGGCACAGUUAAAGGAGAAGCUUCGCCGAAUUACUGAACGGGCGCUAGAGGAGAACGAGAGACACGCCGAGUGGAAGUGCAGACAGAAGGCAAAACUCCUCAGUGACAAACUUGGCAUAGAUCAGAAAAUAAACGGGAAGUUGUACAUGGAUCUACAAGCGCUCAAUGACGACCUCGCUCUACUACGCCAGGAGUACAAUGCGGAGGCACGGGGCCCACAACAUGUUCAUCAACGCGUCCUUAACGACUACAUCGAUCAGCUGUUGUCUAAGGGUGCAAAAGCGGUUGCCGAUGCCUUGAAAGAUUUGGCCCGUGACUCAGAGCGCACCGCUGCUCUGCUGCACCAGAAGACGAUGGAUGCCGAACGGAAGAGUGAUAAAGCAGUGAAGCUUGAACAAGAGUUACAGAAUAAGGACUUUGAAGCGGAGCAGCUCCGCCGUGAGCUUGAGGAUGAGCGUGAGCAGCAGACUCUUCAAGAAGAACGCCAUAGACAGGAGACAAAGGAGCUGCGUCGUGAAUUGGCAGAACAACGCGAAACCAACCAGCGGCUGAGCGCCCUCUACCACUCACGUGUAAUGGACGAAGAUGAUGGAUACCGUUUUGGAGUGAGACGGGGCAAGCACAGCGCCGUUGGCUUAAAUGAUCAGCCUCGUUGCUUUGGCAACAAGUGCACAAUCAUGUAA
This is a messenger RNA of Eimeria maxima, 3186 nucleotides long. Its product is annotated as guanylate binding protein, putative. Gene Ontology annotation, molecular function: GTP binding; GTPase activity. Lineage: Eukaryota; Apicomplexa; Conoidasida; Eucoccidiorida; Eimeriidae. The transcript is spliced from 16 exons. The record is from RefSeq and is a predicted model, not a curated record. Bases 1 to 3186 code for a protein of 1061 amino acids.